Messenger RNA from Penaeus indicus, 1533 nucleotides. RefSeq names its product mitogen-activated protein kinase 14B-like. Gene Ontology annotation, molecular function: ATP binding; MAP kinase activity. Gene Ontology annotation, biological process: intracellular signal transduction; protein phosphorylation. NCBI's taxonomy places the organism in Eukaryota, Metazoa, Arthropoda, Malacostraca, Decapoda, Penaeidae. The transcript has 12 exons. Gene Ontology annotation, cellular component: nucleus; cytoplasm. The coding region runs from base 1 to 1533 and encodes 510 amino acids. The record is from RefSeq and is a predicted model, not a curated record.
AUGUUGUUUAUUUUGCAGAUCAUCGGGUUGCUUGACGUGUUCACGCCCUCCACUUCUUACGGGGACUUCCAGGACGUAUAUCUCGUGACUCCUCUGAUGGGUGCCGACUUAAACAAUAUCGUCAAAACACAAAAGUUAACAGAUGAUCAUGUGCAGUUCCUCAUAUACCAAGUACUUCGAGGCCUUAAAUACAUUCACUCAGCAGGUAUUAUCCACAGGGAUCUAAAGCCAAGUAAUAUAGCUGUCAAUGAAGACUGUGAGCUGAAGAUCCUUGACUUUGGUUUGGCCCGACCCACCGAGUCCGAGAUGACAGGCUACGUGGCCACCAGGUGGUAUCGUGCUCCAGAGAUUAUGCUCAACUGGAUGCACUAUAAUCAGACAGUGGAUAUCUGGUCAGUGGGCUGCAUAAUGGCUGAGCUUCUGACUAGCAGAACCUUAUUCCCAGGUGCUGAUCAUAUCCAACAGCUCAAUCUUAUCAUGGAGAUCUUGGGAACGCCACCUCAAGAGUACCUCAACAGGAUCACCUCGGAGUCGGCUCGCAACUACAUUCGCUCGCUGCCCCAUAUGAGGAAGAAGGACUUUAAGCAAGUUUUCCGUGGAGCAAAUCCCUUAGCGGUGGAUCUGCUGGAGAAGAUGCUGGAACUGGAUAGUGAGAGGCGUGUGACAGCAGCCCAGGCGUUGGCCCACCCUUAUCUGGCUCAGUAUGCCGAUCCCACUGAUGAGCCGGACAGUGAGCCCUAUGACCAGAGCUUCGAGGACAUGGAUCUCCCAACUGAGAAGUGGAAAGGUGAGUUAGUCCAAUGCACGCUGUCGACACGUAUUGGCUUAGGAGAAGGUGACCACCGCCGCCAGAAGCCGCUUUCACGAGUUCCUUCGGCUUGUCUGCAUCUCUUUCGCGUGUCGCCGCCUUUGCCUCGACGCGUCGGUUCCAGCCACGCCGUUCCCACGAGAACCGAUUCGCGAGUUUUUACGGAAAUUAAUUAUAAGGUAUCUGUAACUGAAACCCAACCAUUAACUAAUGCAUUUGCUCAGUAUGUGAUUACCGGCUUAAUGAGCGUUACCUCAUAUGCAAAUAUUCAACCGCUGAGUAUUCGAAGCAAAACCAAGAUCUCGCUUCUUACAAGUCAAGCACAAGCAUCCUCUUUGCCUGACGGGCGACGACUGCCUUCGACGUGCAUGACACCGCGGCCGCUGGAGGGGAACUCGCGGCGAGGGAACUGGGCUGUUGCCGGGCGGAGGACAAUAUACAACACGCCUGGGAACACAAUCCCCAAGCAUCUCACGACAAAGACAUCGCGCAUAAAAUUCAAUAUUAAGGAAAAAAUAAUAAUUUUGAGAGCCUCCCGUGCUUAUGCAGAUGACGAAGAGGUAGGAACUCCUGUCGCCAGGCGAAGCGCCCCCUCGCCGCCUAACGGGUCGCUGCGGCGCCGGGUGACAGACGGAAGUAAGAAACCCGGGCUAUCAGAACUCGGUUUAGUUAUGGGUUUCAGUCUUCGCUCAGCUGACGACAUCGAAGGUCUUCUGUUCGGAUGA